AUGCGCCAUGAGAGAAUCAAAUCAGAUGGCACAAGAGAAUCAAAUCGAAGGGCACACAUAGCCCGGACAGUGACCAUAUGGUGGGGACUCAGGAGCAUCUUCUUCUCUUCCCUGGUGGUUCUGCUCGUCGGCAACAUCAUCUUCGCUGCGGUAUACCCCACGCGCAACGACGAGAAGCUGCCAUUGGUCUUGAUGGGGAGAGAUAGAGAGUCGCUCUUCUCGAACCCGGCCGGCAUGGCACCGUCGUCCGUGACGCUGUGCGACGUGUUCUCGGGAAGGUGGGUCUUCGACAACGCGUCCCGCCCCCUGUACAAGGAGGGAGAGUGCAAGCACAGGUUGAACCAACUGGCUUGCGGAAAAUUCGGGCGGAAGGACUUGAAGUACCAGCAAUGGAGGUGGCAACCCCAUGGUUGUGACCUUCCUAGGUUCAAUGCUACGGCGCUGCUAGAGAGGCUGAGGAACAGGAGAUUGAUGUUCGUGGGGGACUCUCUCAACAGAAGUCAAUGGGUUUCUCUCCUUUGCAUGGUGCAGUCGUCGAUCCCUAAGAAGCGAAGAUCCGUCCAGCACAGCCGCCCUUUGAUCGUCUUCAAUGCCCAUGACUAUAAUGCGACAAUUGAAUUCUAUUGGGCACCAUUGCUGGUGGAAUCCAACUGUGACGAUCCGGUGAACCAUCGGAUAGACGAUCGUAUUGUUCGAGUUCGGGACAUUGGAAAGCAUGCAAGAUAUUGGUCCGACGUGGACAUCCUAGUCUUCGAUUCCUAUCUUUGGUGGAGGCAAGGACCCAAGAUCAAAGUUUCAUGGGGAUCAGCUGCAAGUCCUGACAGAAAAUAUGAGAUGGUGAAAAUGACUCGAGCAUACAAGAUCGCUUUAAACACUUGGUCAGAUUCGAUCAAAGUUCAUAGAAACAGAUCGAAGACCCAGGUGUUUUUCAUGGGCUUGUCUCCAACUCAUGAAAGGGCCAAGGAUUGGGGUGGGAUCGCAGGUCACAACUGCUACGAAGAAACAGAACCGAUCACCAAAGAAGGUUAUAGGGGAAGCGGGUCGGAUCGCAGGAUGAUGCAGAUGCUCCAGAAGGCCAUCAACAAGCUCCAGAAAAGAGGCCUCAAUGUUCACGUGCUCAACAUCACGCAGCUCUCGGAGUAUCGCAAGGACGCGCACUCGUCCAUCCACAAAAAGCAAUCCAGAAACCUCACUAGUUAUCAAAUUGCAAACCCCUUCACCUACGCAGAUUGCUUCCAUUGGUGCCUUCCCGGACUGCCGGAUGUGUGGAACGAGCUCUUGUAUGCCUACAUUUUACAUAAUUAGACUCCUAAACAUAGAAAAUAGAUAAAUUAUCUAACAGAUCAUGAAACUAUAGUGAAUAUGCUCCCAAUUGACGUUACUCGAUGCAGUUGGUUGGCUCCAGUAGGCUGUGUCCAUGCUAUUCUAUCCUCGUCACACAUUAUAUAAUCAAGCAAUGUUGUUUCAAAUCAGAAAAUUAAUUCGCUUACAUGUUUGUCAAGUCCGAAAUGAAUGAAUCAAUGGGGUUUGCGUU
Syzygium oleosum is the source of this 1534-nucleotide messenger RNA. RefSeq names its product protein trichome birefringence-like 34. Gene Ontology annotation, molecular function: O-acetyltransferase activity. The transcript has 5 exons. The record is from RefSeq and is a predicted model, not a curated record. The coding region runs from base 1 to 1305 and encodes 434 amino acids. Gene Ontology annotation, cellular component: Golgi apparatus. Lineage: Eukaryota; Viridiplantae; Streptophyta; Magnoliopsida; Myrtales; Myrtaceae.